AAUUCUCGCAGUCACUGAUGUCGCAUCCGUUCAGAUAGUAAGCGCACCAGUCUUGUCGAUACGAGGAACAUGCUAUGCCGUAACCCUGCUGGAAAGGUGGCAGGAUGAUACUGUAAGAUGGACGGAAUUUGAACGAAAAGGUCGGCUCAAAUCGAACAUGGGUCCGGGCCGGAUAACCGCACCUUUCUUCUCGCAUUCUGGUUGCAUUCUCGGUACCGGUUUACCUGCAUACGAUUGUGGAUCAAGAUUUCGAACUGUGCUCAAGCCACUGCCUCUUUCUCCAAUGAUGCCAAAAAAGAAGAAAUAUGGCCGUGGCAUUAAAUGCUUCGGCUCGUACGAACAGUACUUAUAGUUCUUCGACAAGGCGCAGCUCUAGUCCCCGUAUUCUACCAUUGCACCAUUGCAACAAUGAAUACAUUCGACCCAGAUCGAGCGAAACUGUCUGAAGAGGUCGAGACCAUAUUCUACGCGCACCCAGGACAGUAUGUCCGGGAAGUUGUCGUUGUUGGGGUGAGCUUGGCGAGAAAGCGGGGGAUCCGGCCGUGGUUGACGCCCUCAGACGGUGGACCGAAAGACAUUUGGUAA
Guyanagaster necrorhizus is the source of this 585-nucleotide messenger RNA. RefSeq lists its product as uncharacterized. The coding region runs from base 322 to 585 and encodes 87 amino acids. The record is from RefSeq and is a predicted model, not a curated record. Lineage: Eukaryota; Fungi; Basidiomycota; Agaricomycetes; Agaricales; Physalacriaceae. The transcript has 3 exons.